GAAAGUUCAUUUUUUUCCAAGACGAUUUUUCAUCUCAAUCAAGUUCAAUUUUCCAACAAUUUUAACUGUUUCAAUUUAAUUGUUAAUCUAAUUUCUUUUUUCCUAAUCAUGGCAACUGCUGGUGGAGAAUCUAAAAAACCAACUUGUAUCAUUGUCAUGGGAAUGGCGGGUUCAGGAAAAACUUGUGUUGUUCAGAGAUUAACAGGUCACUUAUAUGGGACUGGUAAACCUCCGUAUGUCAUGAAUUUGGAUCCUGCUUGUAUCGAAUUACCAUAUCCAGCUAAUAUUGACAUUAGAGAUACUGUUAAAUAUAAGGAAGUUAUGAAACAAUAUGGAUUAGGACCUAAUGGUGGUAUAAUUACCUCUUUAAAUCUUUUCUCAACUCGUUUUGAUCAAGUAAUGAAAUUACUUGAGAAACGUUCAAAUGAAUAUGAUUAUGUUAUCAUUGAUACUCCUGGUCAAAUAGAGGUUUUCACCUGGUCAGCCUCUGGAUCAAUUAUCACGGAAACUCUUGCCUCAACCUAUCCAACCGUCAUAGUAUACGUAAUGGAUAUUGUUCGCAAUAUUAAUCCAGUUACCUUCAUGUCCAAUAUGCUUUAUGCUUGUUCAAUUAUGUUCAAAACAAAGUUACCCUUUCUCGUGGUGAUGAACAAAAUUGAUGUUCAUGAUCACCAGUUUGCCCUGGAAUGGAUGAAUGAUUUUGAAGCUUUUGAAGCAUCAUUAGAAAGUGAAACAUCAUACAUCAGUAAUCUUACUCGAUCCAUGUCAUUGGUUUUGGAUACAUUUUACAAGGAUCUUAAAGCAAUCGGUUUCUCGGCCGUCUCUGGAUCCGGGAUUGACCAAUUUUUCAAGUCAAUUGAUUCAGCUACCGAAGAGUAUUACAAAAUCUAUCGAAUUGAAUAUGAAAGAAUAAAAAAAGAAGCCGAAGAAGCAAAAAAAGGUGAAAAAAAGAAAUCAAUGGAAAAGGUUGCUUUGUCUUCGGGAGAAGGUGAAGAGUUGAUUUCCUUUGCUUCAGAGACCAUGGAUUCAUCUUCAUCCAGUAAAUCAACUAGAACAAAAUCAAGAACAAUAUCAAUCAUUCAAGAGGAAACCAAUGAACAGAUGCAAACUGAAUCAAGAGAUAAUCACAAAGAAGAUGAUGAAGAAGAAGAUGAAGAGGAGCGUAAAGAGUAUGAAGAAUUUAAAAAAUAUCUGGCAACAAUUAAAUGAACCAUGGAAACAAGUUCAUCAGUGUGUUAAUCAGAUAAACCAAGUGCCCCAAAGAGAUACAUAUUAUACAUGAAUCGGUUUCCUUUUGAAAACAGAGAGAAAAACUUUUUCUAACUGCUCUUUCACAAUUGAUAAAUUGUUUCUUAUCAUAAUAAUAAGGUUUAUUUUUGUGUAAAUUGAUAUAAGUGUUAUAUUUAAAUAUAAUAAUAAUUUUUUUCUCUUUCUCUUGAAAUAA
Molecule: messenger RNA, 1444 nt
Organism: Panonychus citri (citrus red mite)
Lineage: Eukaryota; Metazoa; Arthropoda; Arachnida; Trombidiformes; Tetranychidae
Product: GPN-loop GTPase 1-like
Exons: 4
Coding region: 109-1209 (366 amino acids)
Molecular function (GO): GTPase activity
Source: RefSeq, a predicted model, not a curated record